Messenger RNA from Ananas comosus (pineapple), 1006 nucleotides. RefSeq lists its product as uncharacterized. NCBI's taxonomy places the organism in Eukaryota, Viridiplantae, Streptophyta, Magnoliopsida, Poales, Bromeliaceae. The record is from RefSeq and is a predicted model, not a curated record.
CGCCAACGCCAACGCCAACGCCAACGCCGCCGCUCCUCCCAAGACCUCGGCGUCGCGUUCCUCUUCCUCGGCUAAUCACGAUGGGGUUUUGGCAAAAUCGAGCGCCAUUUUCGGACCCCGCAUCCCCGGAAACCCUAGGGUGAGGGAAAUCCCCAAAUCCGCUGAUGGAGCGGAAGAGAUCGGCGUAGAUCCCGAGGGAAAAGAGGUUCAGGGCAAAGCUCUUGUAGACUCUGUGGCACUUGGAUACUCAGAAGAAAGGAUCAAAAAUUUUGGGAGAAAAUUGAAGGAGCGUAGGGAUUUUUUUCCUUGCACUAUUUCGGUUAGCCAGAAGACUAAAAGGAAAUACCAUCACAAGAGACGGCCAGAUGAUCUUAGAGGAUCCGUACUGUCUAAUGAUUUUAUUGAGAAGCAGAGAGCGUAUUUUGCGGAAGUUGACGCGUUUCAACUGCCCGAGGAAGAAGUCUCAGAGGGCGAUCUUGAGUAGCUAAGUGGUAACCAAUACCUUCAUGUUCUUUAUAUAGGUGUGAACACAGAUCACUAACCCGCAAUUUGUAGAGUAGCAUACACUAUACAAGCUAAAAAGGUAACCAAAUAUUUUGACUAAAGAAGAUCUGAAAUUUUAAAUAUAGUAAAGAUAACUACUAAAUAAAUUUGCUUGCUAUAAGCCUAUAACUACUAAAUACAUGUACUUUCUAGUGUUGAAAGAGAAUUAUAGACUUGCAUCAACAAAAAGCUUCGAAAGCAAUACACCUGCAUUUCAGUCUUCUAGUAGGACAUAUUUGUUACUCUUCUCAUAAAUAAUUCCACUUUGCACAGUAUCUCUAUGAUAACAAUGAAAAUGUUUCAGAACCUACUGUAGCUGGCGUUUAAAUGAUUUUGAUUUCAUGUUUUAGUUACUGUGUAAUUAAUGCAUAGUUACACAGAUUUAUUCUACAAUUGAAACACCUGUCAUGUACUGAAUCCUACUAUUAUUUUCACACGAAUUCUAUCGUUCUCUGAUGAGUAA